Chanos chanos (milkfish) is the source of this 3475-nucleotide messenger RNA. It is a transcript of the gene zcchc2, whose product is annotated as zinc finger, CCHC domain containing 2. The transcript has 14 exons. NCBI's taxonomy places the organism in Eukaryota, Metazoa, Chordata, Actinopteri, Gonorynchiformes, Chanidae. Gene Ontology annotation, molecular function: zinc ion binding; nucleic acid binding. The record is from RefSeq and is a predicted model, not a curated record. The coding region runs from base 49 to 3183 and encodes 1044 amino acids.
AUUUAUACCACUGAUGCUCGGUUUACAGCUCAUCUUUCAGAGUUGAUAAUGCUUAAAAUGAAGCUGCCAGUGAGAACGGCGGAGGAGGGAGACGACACAGUUGAGGGCGAGGAAGAAAAUAACGAUUGCAAUUUUCACCCUUUCAGUUCGCCUUUAAACACAGUUUCUUACAAUGGAUCUGAUGAAUCCACAAGGAGACACAAACAUAGCGUUAGUCCCCUUCGAUUGAACAAGGAGGCGGUGUUCGAGUGGUUCGGCUUACACCUCAGUCCGGCGAAACGGAUAGAGUUUAUGUGCGGUCUACUCCAUAUGUGCCAACCACUUGAACUCCGCUUUUUGGGGUCGUGCCUUGAGGACUUAGCACGAAAAGAUUUUCAUGUUCUCCGCGACUUCGAGAUACGGGCGAACAGUCAAACUGACCUAGGCCACUUGAUGGAUGUGACCGACCCCGUUGUGCUUUCGAAACUGCUCGUUUGCCUGUCUCUCCUAGGAUCUGAGAACAGAGAAUGCGCAGGAAUACUGUUCAGGACGUUAAGCCAUAUUGACUCCGUUCUACACUUGAGAAACUAUGGAGUUCCGUCCCCACAUGGAAUUCACAGGCACCACCCUGCCCAUACACCCUGUGAGAGUGGACUUGAGACCGGGCGAUCGGAACAAUCAAACCAGGUCCCAUUGGAGCCUGUAUUUCUAGAGCAGUUGGCAUUGCUGUGUACUAUGGCCUCCUUACACCCGGCAUUUCCUUUCCAUCAGAGGGAGGCUGUCAGAUUACAGCUGGAUUAUGUAGAGGCAGCACUCGAAGAACAGAGAAGCCACUGUCGUAGCAGGUCGACAGGACUGAACCAGUUCUCCAGACCGGAUUACCUCUGUCCACACACUGAGAGAAACAGAGAAUGGUCGCCAUUCCCCAAUCCAGCUCAGCACCUGAAUAUGCCACAAAAUGAAGUGGUGCACAUUGAGAGGAUCUUUUUGAAGGAGAUUUCCGUGGGAGGAGAAGGCAGACAGUAUAGUUUUGAGGUAAAGUGGUCAGACUCCUCAUCAACCGCUGUGACCAAAAGCCACCGUGAACUUGAGGAUUUUUUGUUAAAGCUUCCUAAGGAGCAGAGCACUGAGGCAGUUGAGAAGGGCUUUCUGAGGCUCCUGAGACAGGGCGAUCAGUACGACCUCAGAGAGCUGGAGAGGACGCUACGAGAGAAGUUUCUAUCUGUGCCGCAGGAUUUCCUUCAGAUGUGUCUAGUCUGUCAAUUUUUCCUCUCAGAUCCUUCCUUACUCCACUGCAACCGCUGUACCAGCGCCUCCGUGGGCAGGGGGCGGCAGCCGGCCGGCCGCUGCGUGGAGGACUGUUCUGAGACCUCCAGUCUGGAGGAAGACAUGGAGGCAUUUGGCAUCUCGUGUGCACGUAGCGUGAAAGCUGCAGGCCGUGGCACCCAGCACACAGAAAACUUGCAGAAGGAGAGCAGGAGGCUUGGCCGCGCGGAGGCAAACGGAGAGGUGGGGUGGAGUAGACAGAGCCCUUCCCCUAGACCCGGCCCUCAGCCCUGUACCGUAGACCCAGAGCAGCACUGCGGAAUGGAUGGUGGGAGGAGCCCUUCUCUUGGACAGAGGAGCAAAGGGAGGUCAGCAUGCAAGAGGGAGAGACCGAGGAGAGGAAAAGCUGUAAAAGGCUCCAUCCCUAACGGGCUUCAAAGAGCUUCUGCAGCCCAGAUGAUAAGCCAGGGAGGCUGCAAGGGAUCUGGUUGCGAUACUUACGGAGACACUUCCUCGGAGAGCUCCAACUCCAUCCCCUCCAGUCCGCACCAUCUCCAGAGGAGCCUUGAGAGCAGAGCAGCAGAGGAGGACAGAGACACAGAGAGUCAUUCUGAUAACUCCGUACAGGAGACAGGUGACAAGACACAUCUUUUCAGAGGGGUUGGUGGGAAAGCGGUCGCCAUGGUGAAUCCCAUAGUCCCUGACGUUGACUCGGCCACAGACGAGAAUGCCCUGAGAGCCUCUGCGGUAGUGCAGCUGGCUUUGACGGCCUGUUUGCCGUACGCCCUGCAAUAUAACACAGCCCAGAGCGAUGCCGUCAAGUCUGGAGAAGGCCAGCUAAGUCUGACUAUUCCCAUGGCGAGCCAAGACCACCUGUCCAGCCAAGCUGCCUCUGGAGAACCAGAGGAGCGGACCGCUCUGUUGGCGACCGCUGCCCCCCAACAGCAAGCUCCCAUGGGUGCCAUAAGUAUAAACACUCCCUGUUCCUCCUGUAACCAGUCCCCUCUGCAGCCAGCCUGUCCUAUCCCUAACCCUAACCCCACCCCUAGCGCUGAGCCAGUCCAAAACCCCAGCCUCACUCUGCCUGUCCCUUCCACCAGACCCAACACCAAACCCUCAGCCCUGCAGCCUCCAUCCAGCCUAGCUCCUCUCUCUAACCUCCCCGUGCCCACCUCCACCCCAGUCACUUACACCACCAACCAAGUGCAUUGCAUCGUUCCCACUUGCGUCCCAACCCACACGCCAGGGCCCGGGCCGAUGCCUCCCCCUGCCCUGACCCAUAGCACAGCCCAGAGUGACCCCGCCUCCUACAUCAACAGCAGCACCUGCGGCGGGGGCAGCAGCCUGCCGAUCCCAGCUCAGUCCCAGCCACAACCCCAGCCCCAGCCCCAGUCUCAAGCCCAGUCGCAGCAGAUGGGCUGCAACGCCUGCGGUUGCCGCGGCAGCUGCGGGAGUAGCCACCAGCCCCCCAAUUACUUCUUGCCUCCCCACGUGGCCCGGCAGAUGUUCGGCCCGCCGCCCACGUUCUUCCACCUCGCCCCGUCACUAUGCAACACGAGCUUCCAGGCCCAGGGUCAUCAGAGCAACGGGACUCCGCCUCUGUCCUUCUACCCCCACACUGCCACCCCCGCCGCCUUCGCCAGCGGCCCGCUGCUCCACGCCCACUCUGAUCACAUGCUGGCCACGCAGGCCAGCUACGGCCUGCCUCAAAUGCCCCCCUUCAACCGCUUCUACCCGCCCAUGUUUCCCGCGGUGGGCAUGAUGCCGGGCGGCGCGGGCCUAAAGAAAGGCGGCAACAUCUCCUGCUAUAACUGUGGGAUGAGCGGGCACAUUGCCCAGGACUGCAAACAGCCGACCAUUGACGCGGGGCAGCCAGGUGGCUUCCGGCUUAAGUACGUUGCCCCGCACUCCUCUGAAGCACUAGACAAAGCAGAUUGACCACAGAGGACCAAAGGCAAUGCUUUGUUUUCCGUGCUCUUAUGCCCUGAAGGUUUUUUUUUUUUUUGACUGUAUUAAAGAUGCCCUGAGCCCCAGUUGUUUAAAGGGUUGCAUUUUGUAUUGUUUGUAUUAGUCAUCAGUCAGAAUAGGAAAGGUUAGUUAGCGAAGGCAGCUGGAGGCAGUGACUCAUUGGCUCACAUGCCAAGGCUGGGCUAAAAAAGGGUUUCAUGACGACUUUUACGAUGAAAACCAGGUUAGGGAUUUUUACACUGAAGGCACAAGACCGAAGGGG